Euleptes europaea (tarantolino) is the source of this 1767-nucleotide messenger RNA. RefSeq names its product zinc finger protein 1 homolog. Gene Ontology annotation, biological process: regulation of transcription by RNA polymerase II. Lineage: Eukaryota; Metazoa; Chordata; Lepidosauria; Squamata; Sphaerodactylidae. The record is from RefSeq and is a predicted model, not a curated record. The transcript is spliced from 5 exons. Gene Ontology annotation, molecular function: RNA polymerase II cis-regulatory region sequence-specific DNA binding; DNA-binding transcription factor activity, RNA polymerase II-specific. Bases 1 to 1767 code for a protein of 588 amino acids.
AUGGCUUCCAAGAAGAUUCCACUUUCACAGAAACAGGCUGAAGACACUGGACAUUUUGGCCCGAUGGAUCUCUUUGGCACCUGGACUAGAAUGGGCUGGGUACCCUCCAUGUUUUCUUCAGGCUCCAGAAAGUCUCCAGAAUCCUGUUGCUCCCUCAAAGAAGAUCUGAUUGCCACACACCCUGAGGUCGUCACCACUCUGCCCAGAGACGCUGAAGAAAGUAACAGGAUGAGGUUUCGCUUGGGAACCGUUCCUUUGGCGGAAACGCCCCGGCAGACUCUGUCCCGGCUGGAUGAAGCAGCCCAGAAGUGGCUACGGCCGCAAGACCGCACCAAGGGACAGAUUGUGGAUAUGAUCAUCCUGGAGCAGUUUCUGCAAGUGCUGCCAUGGGGGAUGCAGACCUGGGUGAGAGCCAAGAAACCGAGAAGCAGCGAGGAGGCAGCUCUGCUGGCUGAGGCCUACCUGGGGCAGCAGUGGCCUGUGGCUUUUCAGGAAGUGGCUGUGUAUUUCACCCAAGAGGAGUGGGAUCUUUUGGAUGAGGAUCAAAGGCAUUUGUAUCACAGCGUCAUGCAAGAGAAUUCUGAGAACAUGGCUUCACUGGAGCUGCUGAUUGCAACAUCUGAUCCGGUUCUCUAUCCUGGGUAUAAGGAACAGCCACACAUCACAAAGAUCCAAAAACCAAAUGAAAAGGAAAUCACUGCCAAAGUUGCUGUAACAAGUGACAGUGUAACUGAGCUUGCAUUUCCACCAACCAAACUAGACAAGAUUUCCUCUCCCCAUGAAUAUGACUUGAUGGUCCAGACAGGACAAGAAGAGGAGAUGCAGAUGCUGAAUGAGAACAGCCUGAGAGACUCUUGCACAGGUGAUGGGUCAGAAAGUAUGAGCGGGUGUAAGAAUCCUCCGCAGGGAGAUGCAACAGCAGGGCCAUCACAUGAAUCAUUGUGGUGGGAUUUGUUCUUUGAUCCUAAGCUGUCCAAAGCAGUUGAGAUCAAGUCAGUAGGACACCAGGGAAUAUUGCCAGAACUCACACAAGGAUAUUCAGCUACUAGGAAAGGAAAUUUCACAGAAGGCAAGCCCCAGUUAAGAGUGUCCAAAAGAAAUUAUCCCUGCUCGGUUUGCGGGAAAAGUUUUGACCGGCGUGCUAACCUAAUUAAACACCAGAGAAUCCACACAGGAGAGAAGCCGUAUUCGUGUGCUGAAUGCGGAAAACGUUUCGAUCAGCAAUCCAACCUCAACGUCCACUUGCGAGUCCAUACAGGAGAGAAGCCUUACGGCUGCCCUGACUGCGGGAGACGUUUUAGCAUCAAGUCUCACCUCCACGGACACUACAGGAUCCACACAGGAGAGAAACCUUACGAAUGUGAAGGAUGUGGGAAGAGGUUUCGGGUGAAAUGGUGCCUGAAUAAGCACCAAAGGAUCCAUGCAGGAGAAAAACCCUACAAAUGCCUCUCCUGCCAGAAAACUUUCACCUGCAGCUCUGAUCUUAUUAAACACCAGGUGACUCACUCAGGGGAAAAAGACUACACCUGCUCUGAGUGUGGCAAGAACUUAGCCAACAAAUCAGAUCUUAACAAGCACGAGAGAAUCCACACCGGAGAGAAACCUUGCGUGUGCUCCGUCCGCGAGAAAAGGUUCUGCGAUAUUUCUCAGAAAAACAAGCAUCAGAGAAUCCACACCAACGAAAAGCCUUAUGGAUGCUCUGACGGUGGGGAAAAGUUCAGAGAUUGCUCCCAACAGAACAAACACCAGAGAAUUCACGUGCUAUAG